This is a messenger RNA of Sitodiplosis mosellana (orange wheat blossom midge), 963 nucleotides long. RefSeq names its product C-factor-like. The transcript is spliced from 5 exons. NCBI's taxonomy places the organism in Eukaryota, Metazoa, Arthropoda, Insecta, Diptera, Cecidomyiidae. The coding region runs from base 82 to 963 and encodes 293 amino acids. The record is from RefSeq and is a predicted model, not a curated record.
UUACCAUUGCUUAUCAGUUGCUUACAAACCUUUGGAAAAACACGACGUGUUUUAAAUUUACCUUUGACGAUUAAAACUACGAUGAAUUCAAUUUUAAUAACUGGUUGUAGUCGAGGACUUGGCUUGGGUUUAGUAAAGCAAUUGCUCGAAUUAAGUGAUCCGAUUAACUACAUUUUUGCUACAUGCCGAAAUCCCGAUGGAGCCCAGGAACUCAACGAGUUGAAAGCAAAACAUGGCAAUCUACACGUUUUUGCAUUGGAUGUCACCGAUUAUGCUAGUUUCGAUGCACUGGUGAAGCAAAUUGAUGAAAUCGUGAAGGAAGAAGGGCUCAACGUGCUCAUCAACAAUGCCGGCAUAUAUCCUAGUGUAGCAUCAUUGAACUCUGUUGUCGCUGAUGAUCUGCGAAACAUCCUUGAAACGAAUUCCAUCGCACCAGUUAUGGUGACGAAGGCUUUCAUUCCGCUGCUGCAGAAAGCAUCCAAAUUCAAUGACACGAAAACGAUGGGAGUGCAUCGAGCCACGAUUGUAAAUAUCAGUUCAAGUGUUGGUUCAAUCGAGAAUGUGCGCUCGGGCAGAAGUUAUGCAUAUCGUAUGUCCAAGGCAGCUCUGAAUAUGGCAACAAAAACAAUGAGCGUUGAUUUAAAAAAGGAUCGCAUUUUGUGCAUCGUAAUGCAUCCAGGUUGGGUGCAAACUGACAUGGGCGGAUUGAGUGCUCCACUCAAAAUCGAUGAUAGCUGCAAACAAAUGGUUAACACCAUUUUGGCUUUGAAUGAAUCAGAAAAUGGCACGUUUGUUCAGUUUAAUGGCAAAUCAUUGCCAUGGAAUGGAAGCAAUCUCGAUGACAGCCAUGAACAUGAUGCCGGACAUGAUGAAAAUGAUAUGGAAAAAAUGUACCCAACGAUGAAAAUGGGACCAAUGCGUCGUCCAAAAAUGACCAUGAACCAAAUGUUCUGGAUGAUGUAA